CCCUCCUGCCCCCUCUCUUCUUCCUCGUAACGUCAACGACUUACCAUGUCUCGCGCCUUCUGGAUCCCCGGCGUGACGCUCUUGCUUGCCGCCACCGUGCUCAACUUCCUCGUCGCGGUCGGCUUGCCCUUCCUGACCGCGCUCGACAUCGCGCGCGUGCACUUCUCCUCUGGUACCGCUACGGCAGCCAGCGGCCAGGAUGGACUCAGCCAGCUGAGGAUCGGAACAUGGGGCUACUGCGCCUAUGAAGCCGCGUCCGGUGAUAGGACCUGCACCUCUGCCAACAAUGCAUACGCCUUCACCGUCCACGGCACGAACAACGAGGAGACUGUCGGCCCAUCCUGGACGCGCGGCCUUGCCGUGCAUCCUGUCGCAGCGGGCGUCUCCUUUCUCGCCCUCGUCUUCUCGCUCAGCACGCACCUGACCGCCAUGCUCUUCGCGUCCCUGACCGCCUUCCUCGCGGCUCUGAUCACCCUCAUCGCCUUCGCAAUUGACAUCGCGCUCUUCGCGUUCACCCACCACCAGAUGGGCAAGGUGCAGGGCGUGAAAAAGAACGUCAACACCGCUCCUGGUUUUUGGUUGACUUUCGUCGCGUUCAUCUUGCUGUGCAUCUCGGGCUGCAUCGUCAUCUUCGGUCGUCGCCGCGACCGCAUGUAUGGCUCCACCACCUACCCGACCACCACCACCACAAAGCCCGGUUUCUUCUCCCGCUUCAGGCGCCGCUACUAGGCGCAUGUACUGCCUCGACGGACUUUUCUACUUCGUUUCCCGUGAC
Messenger RNA from Punctularia strigosozonata HHB-11173 SS5, 775 nucleotides. RefSeq lists its product as uncharacterized. Gene Ontology annotation, cellular component: cell division site; growing cell tip; plasma membrane. The record is from RefSeq and is a predicted model, not a curated record. Lineage: Eukaryota; Fungi; Basidiomycota; Agaricomycetes; Corticiales; Punctulariaceae. The transcript is spliced from 5 exons. Bases 46 to 729 code for a protein of 227 amino acids.